AUUAAAAAAAAAAAAAAAGGAAAUAUACAAAUCCAAGGAAAGCAUCAAUGGUGGAAGAAGAAGCUUGCUUGUGAGAUUAUUAUAUCCAGCGAGCUACGACGAGUCAAGCAGUAGUAGUGAACCAUAAGUAGUACCACAUAGUGUGUGUGUGUGUGUGAGAAAGAGAGAGAGAGAGAGAGAGAGAGAGAGAGAGAGAGAGACGUGUUAGUGUGUGUUUUCUUCGCCAAGCUACCACGGCGUGAAUCGACUUUUUUUAGUUCCCAGAUCUCAUCUCUUCCGUGUUUGAUUCACUAGAAAUCUGCAGGCGAGAAUCGAGAUUUAUCAGAUCUCGUUUUCGCUUGCAUUUAGGUUUUUUUUCAAAAAAAAAAAAAAUCAAAUCAAAUCAAAUCGAGAUCUCCGGAUCUGAGUAGUGUCGGUGUUCAAUUUUUCAAAAAUGGAGAAAACUGAGAGCGAGAAGAAAUCGCCGGUGUCAGACGUCGGAGCAUGGGCUAUGAAUGUAAUCAGCUCCGUUGGAAUCAUCAUGGCUAAUAAACAGCUCAUGUCCUCCUCUGGGUUCGGAUUUGGCUUUGCUACAACUCUUACGGGGUUUCACUUCGCCUUCACUGCACUUGUUGGUAUGGUCUCAAACGCUACAGGACUAUCAGCAUCUAAGCAUGUUCCUCUUUGGGAGCUUCUUUGGUUCUCCAUUGUUGCUAACGUCUCCAUUGCUGCUAUGAACUUUAGUCUUAUGCUCAACUCUGUUGGCUUCUACCAAAUUUCGAAAUUGAGCAUGAUUCCGGUGGUAUGCGUGUUGGAAUGGAUUAUACAUAGCAAGCAUUACUGUAAAGAAGUGAAAGCUUCUGUUAUGGUUGUGGUUAUUGGUGUUGGCAUCUGUACUGUCACUGAUGUCAAAGUUAAUGCCAAAGGUUUCAUUUGUGCAUGCACUGCUGUUUUCUCUACAUCUCUCCAGCAGAUUUCAAUAGGUUCUCUGCAAAAGAAGUACUCAGUAGGAUCUUUUGAAUUGCUGAGCAAAACAGCCCCAAUCCAAGCCAUUUCACUUCUCAUCUUUGGCCCCUUUGUUGACUAUUUCUUGAGCGGCAAAUUCAUAUCUACUUACAAGAUGACUUACGGUGCCAUUUUCUGCAUUCUUCUCUCCUGUGCAUUAGCUGUUUUCUGUAACAUAAGCCAGUAUCUCUGCAUCGGAAGAUUCUCAGCUACAUCCUUCCAAGUUCUAGGCCACAUGAAAACAGUCUGCGUCCUCACAUUAGGAUGGCUUCUCUUUGAUUCCGAGAUGACAUUCAAGAACAUCGCCGGGAUGGCCAUAGCUAUUGUUGGGAUGGUGAUCUAUAGUUGGGCGGUUGAUGUAGAGAAACAGAGAAACGCAAAGUCGACGCCACACGGCAAAAACAGUAUGACCGAAGAUGAGAUUAAGCUACUCAAAGAAGGAGUUGAGCAUAUCGACUUGAAAGACGUUGAGCUCGGUGACACUAAACCAUAAAAGUGUGUGUGGUGCUUAUCAUCCAAUUUCAAAUUACACGUCGAAACUGAUUCUUUAUACAAAUAUUUCCUUUGUGUGCUAUUUUCACUUUAUUCUUUCCACUUUAGAUCAUUUUGGGCCUUUAGAAAGCCCAAAUAUCCUUCUUUGCUUAAAAGUACAAGACCCAUCUUAAAUAGUGAUAUGUUCGUUCUAUAUAAAGUAAUACAGAAAUGUCAACUGAACCA
Messenger RNA from Camelina sativa (false flax), 1701 nucleotides. Its product is annotated as UDP-rhamnose/UDP-galactose transporter 1. The record is from RefSeq and is a predicted model, not a curated record. NCBI's taxonomy places the organism in Eukaryota, Viridiplantae, Streptophyta, Magnoliopsida, Brassicales, Brassicaceae.